AUACAACAGUGCUGCUAGAGCGCGAGUGAACGAGAGAGGAAACAUUGUCGCUGAUCGCUUUCUGUAUGGGUGGGAGCGGGAGAGCUGCGUUGAGUGUGAAAAAAAAGUAGAAGCAAAGUGCCGCUGCUGGCUUCUCGUUGAUCUGAUAGAAAGAGUGCUGUUUCCUCGUCCGAAAUAGUUUUUCUAUGAGAUUACGAAGGAUUACCGGUUGAAAAUGGUUCGUGAAUCAGUUCAGUGAAUGAAGAAUAUAUGUAAUCGUGUGGAGUACACAGCUAAAAAGCUACGUGAAACAGUGAAGUUGAAUGGGAAGAGUGAAUUUAAGGAAAACGUGAAUUUUUUCCCCGAAUCUGGAAUGUGCAAGAAGAAAAGCGCUGCUCGCGAGCGAAAGUAAAGUGUUGUGUGAAUAAUUGUAGAAAAGUGACAACAGAAGAGGUAAACAAAAGCAAGCAAAAGGAAGACAAACAGUGAAUAGACGAGACGCGAGAUGCGACCACAACAGGUGAAUAAUAAUGGUCGAUUCUUGUCCGUUGGCCGUCGCUGAGAAUGUCCAUCAUAGAAGAAUCAACGGCAACCUCAGCAGCGUCGACCAGAAAAAGCAGCUGGAAGUGCUAAAGAUGAACAGUGCAGAUGCGCUGGACGCUGGAGUUUCGUCACCGGAAGUAAUAGAAGAGGCCUUAGAGAAGGGUCAACAGCAGGACGAAGUAAUAAUUGUAUCGGAGGAGGACGAAGAGCAAGAGAAUGGUGAUCGAGCGAAGAACGGGAACAGUUCGAUUAUCGUGGGGGGAUCUUCGAAGCAUGAGCAGGAAACGGUUCUAACUAAUUGCCAGGGUAAGGCACAGAUACUGAACAAGAAAGACCAAGAAGAAGAUGAAAACAGGGCAGGCGACAAUUUUGAAAUAAUAGAAAUUUCAUCAAGUCCACCACCGGAAGAAGACACGAAGCAAAGUGGAGUCGCAACAACUGAAGGAGACGAGGUCAAUCAUAAGUUCGUGAAUAACAACGAUAACAACGCUGUACACAACAAGCACAAAUUUGUUGGGGUUUUGGAUGGGAAAACUGCCAAUAACAACAUCGUUCUGCAGAACUGUGUUAUUCGACCGACUUCACAGGAAUCCCCCAAGGAGGAUAACCGCAACAAUCCCAGACAGGAACCAAUGGGACUUUCUGAAGAAAAUCGUAAGGUUGAACCAUUGAAGAUCAACCUGAAUCGGGAACCGAUCCGGACAAUAAUAAAACUGCCACCGAGCUCGGGAUCUGCAACGGAUCAACCGCCUAGCUCUCCAAAGAUUACGAUAAAGCCGUUGAAGCCUCCACAGGACGUGGAAUCCACUCCCAUCAAUAGCAUUCCAAAGCUUACGAUCAAACCGGUAGUACAUCAUGAGGAGUCCGGUGGUAGCGUUUCGGCAAACACCGAACAAAUGCAGAUCAUUCCUAAGCUGCUUAUCAAAAACUCUUCCCAGGACGGUUCCGGCGCAGAUGGAGCUGAACCACACAUUGUGCCUAAGCUUACAAUACGCGGUGUCAAUCAUAGCAUCUCGAGCGUGGGAACCAAUUGCAAUGACACAUCGAGUCCAACGACGCAGAAUUCCUCAACAGUGUCCACGUCUAACUCGCCUCCGAUGGUUCCUAAGCUAACAAUAAAGAAAGAUAAUCAUCAUCACCACAGUAGUCACCACCACCACCAUCAUCAUCAUUCGCACCACAAUAACCGGUUGGUGAAAGAAGACGAAACAUCGUUAAGCUCGCCCACGGUUCCAAAAUUACACAUCAAAGCAAUACCGGAACUAAUCCCUACACCAGGUUCCAGCGGUACCAGCACUAAUUCUGGUGUUCCAGUUUUAACCAGCUCGGAAGGAGUUAAAUUAACAAUCAAACCGAUUCCGGAACCACCGCUACCGAAAUUGACCAUCAAGACGAGCUCACUGGACACUAGCGAUGUUUCUGUUGUUUCAUCAACUAGCAGCAGCUUUUCGCCGAAGCUAGUCACACCGCCCUUAGCAUCUCCAAGCGAUCAGCAUUCGAGCAUAUCGUCCACGAUUCCGAAGCUCACCAUAAAACCAAUCCCCAAGCCACCACCGGCCAUUCCUCGGGAUCCUUCGGAUGUUCCGAUCCCCAAGCUUACCAUCAAACCGAUGCCACCUAAACCACCAAUCCCAUCGGAGGACAGCUGCUCGAGUGAAACCAGUAUUAAUUCGCUAGAAUCGUCACCCGUUUCAUCGUCUUCGUCGGCUCCUAGUUCCGUCAUGCAUUCUCCUUCUGUGGUUCCAAAGCUGACAAUUAAAGUCCCAAAAGAAAACGACUCCGUUGUGACAUCCUUACCCCAACUCACGUCCGGUUCCAGCACAACAACCGUUGCAAAUGCGGUAACGGCUGCUUCUACGAUUCCGGUGGUGACCAAGUUGAACAUUAAAUCGAUUCCUUUACAACCGAAAGAACAGAAGGCUCCCGGAGACUCCGCCCCGGUAAAUCAUCAUCUGGAUGAACGGGAAUCGAUAGUCAUCCCGAAGGUCACCAUAAAGACUAUUGCAAAUCCCCGAAGUCAGGAAAUUGAAAUCCUUUCGACGCCAAAAGUUACGCUGAAACCAAUUCCAAAGCCUGAAGCGAUAUCAGAACCGUCCAAUAGCGGCAGCGCAUGCAAUAUUAUCACCAGCCAACAACAACAGCAACCGCAACCGCUUGAGGUGACCACGACUAACUUCAAGUCUUUGGAUUCGGGAUGCGAUUCGCCAAGAAUAAUUCUAAAAAUCAAUAAAGGGAGUUCAUGUACGACGACCACUCCUACGGUGGCAGCGGCAUCUGAGAGUGAAGAACCCGCUAACAAAAUAGAAGAAACCAACACGAACGACCUAAAACGGCCGAUUACGGAGUCCCCCAAAAAUUCCGCUGAUGUCACGGAGCCCAAAAAAUUAAAGUUCAGUUUCAAUCAUCAAUUGAGCACGUGCAUCGUUCAAAAGAAGCCACCUCAAGGGAGUGAUGUUAUCGUGAUAGACGAUGACAGCAAGUCCGACGCGAUCGAAGAACCGCCACGUCCUCCAGUAGAACAAAAACACGCAGUAAAACCACCUCCUCUACUGAUACAGAUAUCUAAGGUGAACGCUGUUAGCUCCAUUGGGCUGAAACCUUCCGAAGUGAAACCCGAGGUGGAAAGUAAGCUAAAAGAGAUUUUAACUAAAACCAAACGACAACGAAUAGUCGUCCAAUCGCCACAUGUAGAAACUGAGUCUCGUCCCCGACGGGCAGCUGCUUUACAAGCGAUCCCUGCGUCGUUGCUUUUGCGAAGACACCCUGCUGUAGCACCACCGGCCCAGGUCGUCCAACCGGAACCAACUGUUGCCGCAGGAAUUACCAGCGUAUUGCUGAUCGAAAAUGACGAAGGUUCCAGCUCGGAUUGUAUGAUCAUCGACGAUCCGCUAACGCUAGCCGAACGGAAUGGAACAUCCUGUAGUAGCAGUAGCAGCAGCAGUAUUAGCGCCCCCUCAAGCGCUACAACUGUUACGCCUGCUCCGUUGACCCCAGCAACACCCACAACAGUAAUUAUCUUACCGCCAAAGGUAAGAAUGAGUACCCGAAGUGGUGCUGGUCUUCCCCAAUCGAAAGAUGCUAGCACGCACAAGGCCCCGGACAAAGAUUCCGGCUUGGACGAGGGCAAACUCGAAUCGGAAGACUCACCAUUGCCAGCGAAGCGACCUCGGGGGCGGCCCAAGAAAAGCUUCCUGGGAGCUCGCAAAGAUUCGGAUGAAACUGCUGUGGACGACGUGUCUGCUAGAUCGUCGUCGAUCGUGGUGGAAGCCAACGGCGGCACAAGUUCCAGCGAGUUACCUCCAAUGGAUAUGACGUUACUUUCCAAAGAUAUUCGCGCUUCACCACGGGUGGUUCUGAAACCAUUAACUCCAUCCCGGUUUAAGAAAAAAUCUAUGCUGCCACCGGUCGAACCAGAACAACCUCAGCCGGUCCAGGUUCAAGAAGCGACACCUGAAGUAACACCGGUUGUUGGGACUGUCGAUGGCGAAAAUUCAUCAUCUUCCUCGUCCAAGGUGGAUCCACUAGCUGGGGCCGAAACGAAGAUUAACGACAGUUUGGACCAGCAGGUGGUACCAAGAGCCCGUGGGCGAGGAAGUCGUGGUGGUCGAGGCAGUCGAGGUGGUAGAGGAAGUCGCGGUGGACGUGGAAGAGGAAGUCGUGGAGGAGGUCUAGGACGAGCACGUGGACGGGGGCGAGGUCGAGGACGAGGGUCUAGAGGUGGAAAAAUAAUCUCAAUCGAACCCGUUCCAGAUGGAGAAACCCCCAUCCCCUUGCUGGGAGCUAUGCUAUCCCCAACGACAUUUGCAGACGUGUUUUCCACCUCACCGGUGCGACGAGGUCGUGGAGGUUCGCGAGGCCGUCGUGGCCGAGGAAGUCGAGGUGGCCGGGGAAGUCGAGGAGGUCGUGGCAGUAGACGAGGAAGUCCAAUUAAAAAUGCAAGUCCUGAAAAAAGCGUUGGACCAGAAUUCAACGCAUUCAUGACGCCGGAUGGAACGGAUAUUCACCGGCGGAAGCUGAUGAUGCGGGACCCCCUUACACCUCUGACCAACUCAUCUAGUGCGUUGCAGGUGUUCGAGGAGGAUACCCGGAUGAGUGGAGACUUCAAUUUCACCACCCCAACCCGACUGAUUAGCACCGGAGGCGUAAACAACGAAGAAUCCCAGAGUUCGUUUCUGAGCAGCGCUAGCGUGACGAUGGAUAACAGCACGACGGCACAAACGAUCCUUUCGUCCACGAUGGGAAGCACCCGAAAGCCCAAAGCGAAAAUGGAAGUUGUGGAUGUGAAUGGACGAACGGAGUUCUCGGUGGAGCAACUUGCAGAGUACGAAUGGCCCCGGCCGACGGCAGCAAAUGCACGAACCGCUGGAGAUUCAUUUAUGAUCCAGGAGCAGAUAGCUGAAUAUCUUGGCGUAAAAAGUUUCAAGCGAAAGUAUCCCGAUUUAAUGCGACGGCCAGUCGACAUGGAGGAACGGAACUACAUCAUGGAACAAGGCCUAGCGUCGGAGAAAAUGUGUGAUCUUGGGUUGACAGCGGUUUAUGCUUCGGAAAUACUAGAUAUCAUGUGCAACGACUAUCCUGAAAAAUAUGAAGAGUACAAGCGGUACCAACGGGAGAAACAUUACCGGGAUCGACAAAAGUACCUGCGAACAGCAGCCGCAGCCGCUGCCGCGGAGGGUAUAGAUCGAAGCCAAAUGCAAAAAGAAAGGGCCGUCCAGUCGGCUUCUAGCUGGAAUUCAAUGUUAAAUAAGGAACGGAAGGAGACUCGCCGGGCAUGUAUGGAUCUUCAAACGUAUGUCGUGCAGGUUCCUAGGCCGCAGUACCGAUUACGGACAGACUCUGCAACACAGGCGAGUCACUAUCCCAUUGCGCUGGUCCCGGGGCAAUUUUCCGAGCAUUACCACGAAUACACACCCGAGGAGUUGGCAUGCUAUCCUAUCAACACCGCUCUUUUGGAUACGCAACAACUGGGAGAGAUUCUUCGUUCGGAUCGGUAUCGUCAGUUACUAGCAGAAAUUGCAUCGGAAAGUGAAGGUGUUAACAGUAGUGACGAUUCCAGUAGUGACAGUGACGAUAGCGACGAUUCAUCUUCCUCGGAUAGUGACUCCAGCAGUGAAUCCGAAAAUUCCGAUGAUUCAGAAGCACACGUGAAACAAACCUUGGAUAGAAGGUUGCCUGUGAGCAGCAGUAGGAGUAGUAGUAGUGGCGGUAGCAGCAGCAGAUUGAGACGCCCUCCACCCACGAUGGUACAACCUACUUCGACAGCAGCAACAACAGCAGUGACGGACGAAUGCAAUAAAAACGAAUCAAACCCACAUCUGUGUGUGGUUUGUCGUGGACCACAAAACAAAAAUCAACUGAACAAACCGGACAGGUUUAUUCGCUGUACGGUUUGCUUGCGAAGAGCGCACCCAACUUGUGUCAAUAUGUCUGCGAAAAUGUUCAAACGCGCUCUGGAAUAUCCAUGGCAGUGUUACGAAUGCAAAUCCUGCCAAAAGUGCCACCGAAGACAAAACGCACCAAUCGAGGACAUGACUGCGGCAAGCAGGCGAAUGGUGUUCUGCGACCAGUGUGACCGGGGAUUCCAUCUAGGAUGCAUUUCCUUGCGUAAUCUUCCGGAAGGUCGAUGGCAUUGUACGGUGUGUUCAAUUUGUAACAAAUGCGGUGCGCGGAAUCCGGAAGGACAUCCGAACCCAUAUCUCACACCUCAGCAGAAGGAAAAUUUGGCAAUGGUUGCCAGAUGGUCACACGAGUAUAGCACAAAUGAGAUGACGCUGAUACGCGAGCACGUGGCAACGCUUUGCGUGCCCUGUGUGAGGUUGCGGAAGCAACAGGAAGAGGAAAGACAACAGCGUUUGCAGCAGUGGGAAUCUGCAACAAGUGGCAGUGGGAAGCAGAUAGUGGAUAGUAGCAGUAGCAAUAACAACACAAAAAGUACCGUGACCGCGGUAAGAAAAGUGACACCGGAAACAUCUGCGAAAAGCAGCAGCAUGCCGCCGCCUCCCACUUCAACGGCGUCAAAAGGGUGAGAGAAAUCUCAUACUCAAGUUUUAUUAUAAUGAACAAACAAAUCAGUUAGGAUAUUUGGAGAUUUGUUUCCAUUUUUGUAGUGCUGCAAAUUCGUUACGUGUAAAGUUUAAACCGAAUAAUUUUGUACAAACAAAAGUUAAAGUAAGAGCAAUCGUUAUCGUCGUUCGUCAUUUUCAUGUGUAGUUAAAGCAUUUUUUUUCUCUGUUAAAUAUUUUCUCAUUUUAUCUGGUUGCGGAUGUGACCAAUUCAGUUUGGUUGCUCACUGAGGGUUGGAUCAAUUAUUAUAUGCGUCGAGUGUGUCAUUGCUUUCAGGUCCCGGGCAGGUUUCCCUACCCACUCACUAACACACAAUCCACACGGACAUAAUUGGCUGCAAUUGUUCAAUCACGAUCCUAACUAACGCGCACCCAUUGGUCAAUUUUGCGAUGCUUAGACCAUACAAAAAUGUCCGCAAUUCAUUUCACAAGAUGUGUAAAUCCAAUAUAGUUUAGCACUAAAAAACGGAGAUCUAAAAAAUCAUAGACACAAGCGAAAAAAACUGAUGUACAGUUACAGUAGGAUAAGAAAUAUCUGCUUCCUAUCCUCAACAAAUGAGAGGCGUGGGUGGAUAUGCGAAGCGAACCGUAUGUAUAGAGCAAGAACCUGCUUAAUAAAACCUGGUGUAGAAAAAGGAAUCAAUCUCAUCGAAUCUGCGCUUUUGUGGGUAAGUGAAACUACAGUUUAGUUAUUUAAUUUUUAAUUGAAAGCAAAUAAAAAAAAAGAGAAACUAAGAAAAUAUAUACAUAGAAAGGGAGAAAUUAAUUCAAACUGACGAAGCUUAGUUUUUUUUUUAAAAGGGCUGAUUGUAUGCGAAAAUGAAAAGGAGAAAGAGUCUUUCAUAAUUCUUGGGUAUGAAUUUUAUGAGAGUAGAAGUGAAAGCCGGUCUAAUUUCUCUUCAAAUGUAAAAUAGCGAAAAAAGAAGUACUAUUCUGAAAUAUAUUGUUAAUAAUGGAACGAUAGCGUACUGUGUAAGUAAAUUAUCCCUAAGUAAUGUAAAUAUUAUGUCGCUGAUAAGAUCAAUAUUAGGCUAUUAACAAAAUAUCCUGCAAGAAUGAGCAAAUGAUGAGUAUGAGUAAUGAGAGAAUGAUGCCACUCCUGACAAAAUAAGUAUUAAAAUAAUUUGGUGAAAGAGAUAGUGAUUGGAGGAAACUUUAGAAGAGGGAAAAAAACAGCGAACAAAAGAGCAUUUUCAACAAGUAAAGCAUUGGAUAUAUAGUUGUUCGGGAUCGCAUCGCGUGUUAUGAUUUGAUGAAUUAUAAUCAGCAAUUACAAGACAACAACUCACACUACUUAUCACUAGAGCAUUAAAGUUUUUGCGAUGAACUGACGCCUCGGGUGGAAAAAUUGUAGCACCGAGGGCGAAACGUGAUUCAUUGAAAGUGACAUUUUUUUUUCCUUUCGGUUGGUAUUUUCCACUUUUUUACUAUUUUAAUUGUAAAAGUAGAGCGCAACAGUAACACUGAAGUAGUAGAGAGAAUAAAAAAAGAUUUAAAAAUUGAGUAAUAAGCAUUAGCUUGUAAUUUAUUA
Molecule: messenger RNA, 8115 nt
Organism: Toxorhynchites rutilus septentrionalis
Lineage: Eukaryota; Metazoa; Arthropoda; Insecta; Diptera; Culicidae
Gene: e(y)3
Exons: 11
Coding region: 510-6548 (2012 amino acids)
Biological process (GO): positive regulation of transcription by RNA polymerase II
Cellular component (GO): MLL3/4 complex
Molecular function (GO): histone binding; transcription coactivator activity; histone H3K4 methyltransferase activity
Source: RefSeq, a predicted model, not a curated record